AUGUUCGCCACCGUCGCAUUCAGUUCUCUCUCUUCUUUCCUUUUAUUUAACGCUGUCUACGCGGCGGAUGGCCCGACCUUGCAGACCAGGGGUGUUAUUCAGACGUUCUCCGUCUGUGAGGAGAUCGGAAAGGCGGUUUCUUCUCAGUCUGCUGUGUUCUAUCCUCUUCACAACUAUCCACCUGCUCUGUCGAGCCUGGAGCACCAGAAGAUGUCGGCGCCGUUGUAUGUUUCUUUCCACAUGAUUAUAGCCAUUCUCUCAACUUCAGGCGUGCAGCUGCAAAUAUUAGGCAAGACAAACACACCCUUCGCGGUGAAAGGGGGUGGCCAUGCGUCCAACCCAGGAUUCUCGUCUACCGCUGGAGUCCAGAUCACCAUGUCGCGGUUCAGCGGUGUGACGUACCACUCAGACUCGCAGACUGUAGACAUCGGCUCCGGUCUAAUCUGGGACGACGUCUACGCGGCACUCGAGCCGUAUGGCGUGAAUGUGGUCGGCGGACGAGUCACCGGGGUGGGUGUUGCUGGCUUCACCCUCGGUGGAGUGAUGGCCUACCAGCUCGUGCUCCCAAACGGCACUAUCAGCGAUAUCACUGCUUCUUCGAAUCCUGAUUUAUUCUUUGCACUGAAGGGUGGCUUCAACAAUUUCGGUAUUGUGACGCAGUUCACCCUGAAGACGUUCCCUCAGGGCCAAGUCUGGGGUGGGACCAUCUUGGCGUUGGGGGAAUUCGACAAAAUCGCUACAGCUACGGCCAAUUUCUAUGCCAACGUUACAGACCCCAAAGCCUCUAUUAUCUCCACCUUCAAUUGGGAUCUUGGCAUUCAUCUCGGGCAAGUCAGCCUUUUUUAUGACGGAUCCUCCCCACCAGAUGGAAUGUUCGACGAGUUCAUGGCAAUCCCUGCCGUGAGCCAGGACAUUUCCUCGCGUUCGUUCUUGUCGCUAGUCCUGAGCUCGGUCAGUAAUGAAACUUCCGGCCUUCGAGGCUACUUCGAUACUGUUUCACUGUAUGACAUCACGCCCUCGAUGCUGACUGCUGUAUCGAACGAGACUACGUACUGGGCAAGCCAACUGGCCUGGGAAGUGCCUGGUCUCUUCCUCAGCUAUGACAUCGAGCCAUUCCUCCCCAGCAUGCUCUCCCACGGCUCAGACUCGGCCUGGCCCCCGAAACGCGACAGAGCCAUCCUGCCAAUGAACAUAUACUACGCAUGGGACUUAUCUCUAUCCGAUACGAAAAUGGGGGACACGAUGCGGACGAGCUCGAGCCAUCUGACUGAGCUAGCUGUGCUUGGGGGCCAGGAUGUCACCGACGCGCCGCUGUAUCCCAACUAUGCUCUGUACGGAACGCCGCUGUCGCGAAUGUAUGGCGACAAUUUGCCUCGGCUGCAGGCAAUCAAGGCGCAAUACGAUCCAAACAACGUUAUGGGCCUUGCUGGAGGCUGGAAGUUUUGAGUUUUCUCCAGGACUUGGUGUUUUGCAUAUGGCUUGACGAUCAUUUACCACAAUCUUUGUUGGAUUUGUUUGGACGAUAUCAGUUAUUUAUUUCACUUGACU
This is a messenger RNA of Postia placenta MAD-698-R-SB12, 1548 nucleotides long. RefSeq lists its product as hypothetical. The record is from RefSeq and is a predicted model, not a curated record. Bases 1 to 1446 code for a protein of 481 amino acids. Lineage: Eukaryota; Fungi; Basidiomycota; Agaricomycetes; Polyporales; Adustoporiaceae. The transcript is spliced from 10 exons. Gene Ontology annotation, molecular function: FAD binding; oxidoreductase activity.